GCACGGUUUGUAAUCUUCAAUCCACUUUAUCAAGAGCAGAAAGAGAACGACACACAUCACAAAAACCACCGACCCACUGCUUACAACUGGUGCGCUCUCCGCCUAUCAGUAAAUGGGUUUAAAAGCAGAAAUGUCUUCGAGCAUGUGUGUAAAACGAUCAAUUCAGUUCUGAAGACAUGUCCGCGAGGUUGACACUCGUUACGCUGGCAGUGGCCAUUUACGCAUCUGCAGUGGAUGGAUCACCCACCUUCAUCAAUGCCUCCGCCUCAUCUUCCGAAGAGAUGACUAUGGAGUUGGUCGAAUCUCUAGAAAGUGAUUGUCUGCAGCAAACGGGAUCGACGGAAACGUUCGAAAAGUUGGUUGCCGGAUAUAUGUCCGCACCGAUGUGCUUCGCUAGUCAUUUGGAUUUCGACGGGCUUUCCGAUGGUUUUGAUGAGUUGGACGACUCAAAUCGGGUUCAAUAUUUUGAUACCUAUUGUCCCCAGCUGAACCAAUCCUUGAUGCAGUGUGUUAAUCCGAUGUUCGAUCUGCUCCGGAAGUGCUGUGAUGAAGAAGAGUUGGCGAUUUGGGAUGUCAUGUUCAACAUGGUCCCGGAAGCGCUGAACCUGAUCUGCAAGGACCAUGGGGAGAUCUUUUUCGGGCUCGAUCGCACAGAAUACAAAAAGUGCAUGACAAGUUUGGGAGACUACGUUGUGGAAUGUGCCAGCAUGUUCGCCAGCUCCACCAAGACGGUGAUCCUGUCCAAACUCAACGAAGAGCAAUGUUACGAGUUGAGAGAUUUCCGCAACUGCGUUUCAGAGAAACUCGGCGUCUGCAAAGCAACCGGUAUCAUUGAAUUGGUAGAUGUGUUCUACAAACCGUUGAUGAAGGUCCGCCCAUGUGCCAAGUACAUUGAUAUGGAUCCGAACAAUCCAGUUGAGACGAAUGUAAUUUAAUGAAAUGAUAAAAAAAAAUGUGAAGCGAAAUAAAAUAGUAUUACAAAAAAAAUGUAUGUGAUAGGGGCACCGGUUUUGGAUAGUUUAAAAAAAUAAUAAGGGAACCCCUGGAGGAUCUGCUGCAUGAAGGAGCUUCCGCAGGAAUCCCUGGUGGUUCAAAAGUCUCUCGAAGAGAGAUCCCUGAAGAAACUUCCGAAGAAAUCCCUGAUUGAAAUUUUAAAGGAAUUGUGCUAGGAAUUCCUGAAUAAAUCUCCAAAGGAAUUCUUAGAGAAUUCCCUGAAGGAAAGCCAAGGGAAAUCCCAGGGCAAGUCCUGGGGCAUUCCGAAAGAAUUCCAGAAGGAACUCCCGGGAUAAAUAACAAGGAAUCUCGAACGAUUUUCUGAAGGAAUCCUCUUCUCGAAGGGAUUCCAGAAGGAAUCUCCGAAAGAAUUCUAGCACGAAUCCCCAAAACACAUUUCAGCAGGAUAUUCCAAAUAAAUUUGAGUGGUUAUCCGACAGAUUUUCAGGAGUAAUCUUUGAAGGAUGUUAUGCAGGAAUCUUUGAAUUAAUUCCAGGAGGAAUCCUCGAAGAAUCUCAAGGAGGAAUCCCGGAAGGAUUUUCAAGAGGGAUCUACGAAGGAAUUUCCAGAGAAAUCCCCGAAGGAACCCUGGAAGGAAUUCCAGGAGGAAUCCUGGAUCUGUAAAGGACGAACUGUAGGAAUAAUUUUCUUUUGAUUCGAGCCAACUCAGGAUUAUCAAUAAUUCAGAAUUCCAAAUAAAAUAUCUCAAGAAAUAAACUAUUCUAACAAUUUAAGAUUAUAUCAAUAAUUAUCAAACUUUUUUUUUCUCGAAAACCACAAGAAAUUUUUCGAAAUAAUUCUCUAAGAGCACGACUUCAAUCUUUUCAUAAAAUUUUACCAAAUAACAAGCUUGGUUGAAUAACUAAAUUUUGUGAUUCUGAUUCAUGGAAUACAAAAACUACAUUCCAAAUUUUCCGGAUAUGCCAAAACCGUUUCCGAUAGGGAAAGAGGGGGAAAACUGAGAAAGCCAUCCAAUUCAUCGAUAGGGAUAUAAAAGGGUUUUCUAGAACCGUAUGCUGCUAUAGAGUGUAGUAGCCCAAUAUUCACAAAUUUUCACUAGUAUUUGAUUCAAACAAAGUCAUCCUAAGAGAAAAAAAAAUGCAU
This is a messenger RNA of Aedes albopictus (Asian tiger mosquito), 2097 nucleotides long. RefSeq lists its product as uncharacterized. The transcript has 4 exons. Bases 177 to 935 code for a protein of 252 amino acids. The record is from RefSeq and is a predicted model, not a curated record. Lineage: Eukaryota; Metazoa; Arthropoda; Insecta; Diptera; Culicidae.